Pomacea canaliculata is the source of this 4397-nucleotide messenger RNA. Its product is annotated as galactoside 2-alpha-L-fucosyltransferase 2-like. Bases 540 to 1745 code for a protein of 401 amino acids. Gene Ontology annotation, molecular function: galactoside 2-alpha-L-fucosyltransferase activity. The transcript has 3 exons. Lineage: Eukaryota; Metazoa; Mollusca; Gastropoda; Architaenioglossa; Ampullariidae. The record is from RefSeq and is a predicted model, not a curated record. Gene Ontology annotation, biological process: carbohydrate metabolic process. Gene Ontology annotation, cellular component: membrane.
CCGGCCACCACCUCCACACCACCGCCAGCAGCGCACGCACACCAGGGGACAGCACUCCGACACACACUGCUCUCAAAAAAAAACUACAAGCGUGCGACUGGUUCCUGGGUGCGUGUGUGCGCGACUGCCGGUCAGUCCCACGGUCCUCAUGUAGCCGGGCGGUUGUGGCUGUCAUCUCGUGGACAGAAUGUUUGUCGUGCCUGGUGGACUUAGCAGCAGGGAACACCUGGACGCAGUUGAUGACGGAGUCUGUCCUCUCACCGUGACCGGGAGGGAUACAGGGGUGGUGCUUCGAGUGCGCAGCUUCUCAUCGCUGUAGACGCAGACGACAACGUGGGAACCCAAACGUCCCCUUGCAUUAGGAUGCUUCUAAAGAGACUGCAUUUUGUGCCUGCAGAGGUGGAGUGCGACACAGCGCCGCGCGGCGAUGUAAACAGUUCACUCACACAGGGCAACACGUGGACGGAACAACAUGGGAUGGGAACCUGCCAGCCUCAUAGCUUUUGGUUUAUUGUGCUGUCUCCUUCGUCUUCCUCUACAUGUUGUUUCUCUGGUUCCCACAAAGCUCCUUUGCCAUAUUGUCGCCGUUUCGGCCUGUAGAUAACCAGAACCAAUCAGCUUCCACCCUCGCUCACGUGGACAACGUCACGGAGCCAUCGCUGAAGUCAUCGUCCACUCAGUCAAGUUCAUCUAUCUCGCAGACGACGCUCUCGCAGCUUCUGACGUCACUAAAAACGUCUGACGCCUUCACAUCCAUCCAGACUCUCAUACGGGUUCUGUCGUCAUCCAGCCCUGUCUCCAGCAAGCCCUCUUCAUCGCCAUCAUCCAACUCUUCUUUCAGCGUGCCUCUGUCGCUGGUCGUGACGUCACAGAGGACGGUGAUUACGUCAGAAAAGGGUGCGGCAACGAAUCAGUCCCAGAAGCUUGCUUGCCAUGGCUUCACGGGCCGGCUGGGCAACGAGCUGUUCCAGUUCGCCAGCACGCUAGGCAUCGCCUUCUACCUGAACCGGAAGCCAGUCUUUCCUGGCAAUUUCGGCCUGUUGAGCAUCCUCAAGACGUCACCCAAGUACGAACCUGGCCUGCAGGCAGAACUGGGGAAGCGGUGCUCGAGCGCCAAGUCGGCGAACGAAGCCAGCGCCAACAAGUUCGACGAUCGUCUGAUGAAGCUGGACCCCAACCACGACUACUGGGUGGGCAUCUACCUGCAGUCGUGGCGCUACUUCGAGCGGCACAAGGAGGAGGUGCGACGGGCGCUCAUCUUCAACGAUGACAUCACCAAGGAAGCCAACAACGUGGUACAGAACAUCCGAAAGGAGCAUGCCAACGCCACCCUCAUCGGCGUCCACAUCCGGCGCGGCGACUUUGAGAGCAACCGCAACGUCGGGCUUGGGUAUCCCAUGGCCACCCCGGAGUUCAUCAACGCCUCCACCACCCACUUCCUCCGCCUCUUCACUGACAGCGUCUUCGUCGUGUCCAGCGAGAACAUGCAGUGGUGCAAGGACAACUUCCCCAAGAACCUGAAGAUCGUGUUUCUGGACCCGCACUCGCCGCCUGUCGACUUGAUGAUCCUGGCCUCCACGGAUCACAUCAUCACAACCUUUGGAUCCUACUCGUGGUGGGCGGGGUACCUCAAUAAGGGUAUCGUGGCGUACAUGAAAGACUACAUUAAACCCAACACGUACGUUGCACGACAGUUCGACCUCAAGCGAGAGGACUACAUGUACCCUGGGUGGAUACCGUUGUAAAAGGGAUUCGAUCAUCCUGUCGCUGUCGUUGAAAUCCAGUAGUUGGUGUCGGUGCGUGAAUGCAUAGAAAAAAAAGAGGACGACAGAAAGCUCAUACAACGUUUGUCUGUGUGUACGUGGUUAUUCAGGCGCGUGUGUGUGUGUGUGUUUGUUUGUUUGUUUGUUUGUUUUGAACACCGGGGACGAGAGUGAAAUCGUGUGUAUGAGUCUGUAUGUUCUAAACUUUAACCAAUCGACGGAACAUGUUAAAUGAAGAGAAAUGAAUUAAUGAAAACGAUCCCGGUCCUUGUGCGCAAGAUAUUCUGCCAAGAAUCUCACAUAUCAGUGUAUAUUGCUCACACACUCUUACCAUAUCUACAUGUAGCCGCGGAGCCUGUGAUUACUCGACAUCAUCUCCACGACUGAAAGAUGGCGGAGUGGACAAAGAUACACGUUGUCAUUACGAAACUCAAAAGUCUUGGAGACAUCGUCUUCCCUUGCAAGCCACCCUCACUCCACAAAGCUCAGACCAGGACCGCGAGCAGAAACCGGAUCUGCUUGUUAUGACCCCGUGGAGAGGUCAACCAAUGAAAGAGGUCAAGCACGUGAAGGAGUGUGAUUACGACGAUCGUUUGGGGAUGGUGGGUGUCGGGAGAGGUUCGCGUGGAUUUGACUCAAGAUAAUGCGCCGAUCCCCUGACCCCAAGUCGGUUUUCUAGGGCACACCCCACCCUCUACCUCCCAGCACCCGUUGAGUGGCUGCUGAUAAGGUGACAGGACUUUGUGUGAUGGUAACAACCGUUUGUAAACAGCUUGAUGGCAGCACGCGCAGACUCUCUCUCUCCUUCCUUCCAAACUUUGUUUUCAGAUCUCACUGUCCAGAACUUUAUUUUUUAAAGAUCGUUACUAAUUAACUUUUGUUUUCCAAAUAUACAAAGUGAGUGCCUGUGACAUUCUCUCACUCCGUGUGUCUUUUCACGCCAAACGUCCUCUCAACUAUUUUCCUUCAAACUGCUGAUAGUAACAUUGUUGUAACUGUGGGCCCGUGUAUGGAGCCUGGGGUUGCUAUAGUUACCCAGUUCCAACAUGGCGCUUUGAAUGCACAAAGGGUGUAGGUGUUCCCACACACCUAGGAUAUUGUUUAAAGUGUACAUGAUGCAACAUUCCACUUUUUUGUAAAUAACAUAUCUCACGUUUGAUGCCAGUGAAGCAUUCCGUUAUAACUGUCGUCACGAAAUAAAUCACGUGUUUAUCAGGUUUACAAGAACCUAUAUGAUUAGGAAUUUAACUGUGUGACAGACGACCUGUCCAGGAGAACAUGUUUCUCGAUCAUCUGAGAAGUCUUUUUUUUUUCACGAUUAACCAGAGAUGCGUGAUUGUGUGUGAGAGAGAGAGAGAAGUCCAGACACGAGGGUUGAAUGAGGGAAACUUUGAAAGCCGCAUCACGUGACGUGUAGACAAGAACGGGCCCUUAGGUUCAAGACUACAGGCAGCCCCAAUAAUGAUCACUAUGACCCUCGUGGUAUUGUCAAUGUGUCCACAGAAGGUUUGUAAGGUAACUAGCACCAGACCUAAAGUUUCUUCACAUUCGUCGUGGGUCGUGAAGGGGAAGGAGGGGCGACCUCACGUGACUGCCGUCUCACCUGUACCUGUAGUUUCACGUCACAGCUGUGGCGUCAACACGUGUGAGGUGUGUGCUUUACUGCGAGCUGACUACUCUGUCGAUAGUUAUAUGAUGGGCACGAGGACCAGGUGUAGCCUGAUGCCAAUAUAUCUCACACGUCCACGUCGUCAAUAUAAACAGUUUUACGAGAAUUUUACUUUCUACGAGGUGUAAGGAGCGAGAUGAGGUUACAAACAACUUAGCAAUGACCUCAUCUUCUCAACAUCUACACUCCACGUGCUACAUCUGAUUUGACUGAUUUGACCCUCGGCAAACAAUCCCUCGUAAUACUAUAGUUGGUUUAAUCUGCUGAAAGGAAUUCUAAGCAAUAUAUAUAUAUAUUUUUUUAUAGAUGUAUAUCUUGCAAUUGUAUGUGAUACUCUUUUUGUUGUGACUGGGAACUAGAGACGUGUGUUGUCUUGAAUAUUUUCUAUGCAUGUUAUUGUGGGCGUUUUCUACACAUUUCGUUUGGUUUAAUUAUAAUAAUCUGUUUUUGUCAAUGAUGGGUAUUGCAUAAUUCUUUUUCAUCAUUCUUUAGUUUCUUAACACCACCAUCUCCAUAUUAACGCUGCUGUUGUAGUGUUUUCAUAAAUAAAUAAGUCAGUGGGUAAUAAACCCCCAAAAUGCUGAAUACAUAUUUUUUCUAAUUUUUUGGGGAAAAGACUUCAGUCUAUCACGUGACUGUGUACUAGUUGAUGUCGAAAGCAAAGCGGGAUUCCUUGUAGUAAUGUGAAUAGGGGUAGGUGGUGGUGGGGUACAGGCACUUACAGUUGCACAUCUCGAGUAGACAAAUGUUUGGCUCAUUGUAUUUUUGUUUACUCGCAGCACACCGGUGUUUCAUUGUUGUUUGAUGACCAUCGUUACUUCUGUAUUUUUCUUGUCAUUUACAUAUGCAAAUACAUUUCACGAGGGUAGUAUGCAAUUAAUUCCGGUUUUUUCAAGUGUGGGUUGUUUCACUGAUUGCCUUGUGUCAUGUCAAUUGGGAAAAAAAUAAAUGCAUCUGUUACUUUG